Molecule: messenger RNA, 5233 nt
Organism: Gryllus bimaculatus (two-spotted cricket)
Lineage: Eukaryota; Metazoa; Arthropoda; Insecta; Orthoptera; Gryllidae
Source: the annotation of a GenBank genome assembly
AUGGAAUACGCUAAGGCAUCGUAUGAUUACAAAAAGAGGAAAGGAGUGUCAUGGAACAAAAUUCGUCCAUGGUGGUGUAGUGCUCUUACGACCGUCGCAUUCGUAUUCGAUCGCACCACUGCAACACGGUGGCUGCAACUGAUCGCAGCGUUUUGUUGCAGGCAGCAGGACAUCGCACACAGCACACACGGCAAUUGCACGGCAAUUGAGGGCUCAUUAAAGCGAUUUCAGAAGGAUGGAAUAAAGAAUGUUUUGAAGAUCAUUAAGUGCAGUGUGCAGUGGUUGAGAGAGUUCAAAAUGUCAAGUAAAGUGAAAGUAUCAGCAGAAUGGAAGAAAAGAGUGAAAUCAGAGUACAUGCGUCUCCGCCAAAUGAAGAGGUACAAACGAGCAGAUGAAGUGAAGGUUGCUUGGAAUCAGAAUAGAAAGCACAUGACAGCAGAUGUUCUGAUAGCUGAGCAGCGCCGCUGGGCAGAUGGCAAAGCAGUGUGGACAUCGUGCCAGGAGGCUCCCCCUCAUGCUGCCUGCAUGAAGAAGGCAGAGGUCACCAGCUUGGACAAUGAAGUGCAGACCUGCCCGGUGAAAAUCAUCAAUGCAGUCACACCAAUUCCAACAAUGUAUACUUGGGCACCAAUCCAACAAAAUUUUAUGGUUGAGGAUGAAACUGUUCUCCAUAACAUUCCAUACAUGGGAGAUGAAAUUCUUGACCAAGAUGGAACUUUUAUUGAAGAAUUAAUAAAAAAUUAUGAUGGAAAAGUUCAUGGAGAUCGAGAAACUGGAUUCAUAGAUGACACUAUUUUUGUGGAAUUGGUGAACGCCCUGCUGCAGUAUCAGUACAAAGAUGAAGAAAAUGAAAAGAAUGAGAAAGAGGGAAAAGAUCGUGAUAAGGAGAAACAUGGUCGUGCUUCCACCAGUCGCAGCUCAUCUUCUCAUGAACGAGCUGAGCGGAGGUCUCAAACAGCGGAAAAGCAAUCAUCAAAGGGAGUCCCUAGUAUGGUGAUAUUCCAGGCAGUAUCAGCCAUGUUUCCAGAUAAGGGGAGGCCAGAAGAACUCAAGGAAAAAUUCCUGGAAUUGACUGAACGUCUCGACCCCAACGCAUUGCCACCAGAGUGCACACCUAACAUAGAUGGAACUGCAGCCCAGUCAGUCCCCCGAGAACAAACCAUGCAUUCUUUCCAUACUCUGUUUUGUCGACGAUGCUUCAAAUACGACUGCUUUCUUCACCCGUGCAAAGGGCCUGGCAGCCCCCCUGCUGAGCGAGGAUUACAAGCAUAUCAUCCGGGUCCAAAUUUACUGAAAAGAAAAGGACCUGACUUGAAGCCAUUCUCUGAUCCCUGUGGGCCUGACUGUUACAUGCAUUUGGAAGGAAUGAAGGAGAAGCUGGCUGCCAUAGCAGAGAAAAAUAAAGAGGAGAGUGAUGCAACUGAGCAAGCUGAGCAACAGAAAACCAAUGCUGGGGGUCAGCGACCUCGCAAGGUGCGAAAACAGGCAUCGGUGGAUUCGGGCAAUGAGGCCAGCUCGGAAGAUAGCAAUGACAGUAACAAAUACGACAAAGAAUUCAAACGAAGUUCCAGCAAAGAUUCAAACGCGAAAAUUCUCCCACCAGAUCAGAGCUCUGAACCCACAUCCACCAAAACGACGACAUCCCUGAGGAAGAUCCUUGGAGUGGACUGCACUGAUGGAGAGUGGAUUGGCUCAGAUCAGUCCAUGUUCCGUGCUCUGCACAAGGUGUUCCUCAACAACUACUGUGCUAUUGCACAAAUUAUGCUCACAAAGACAUGCCAACAGGUUUAUCAGUUUGCUCAGAAGGAAGCUGCAGACAUUCCAACUGAAGAAUCUCUUAAAGAUUUCACUCCACCUCGUAAGAAGAAGAAGAAGCAUCGUCUCUGGUCUAUGCAUUGCCGUAAGAUCCAGCUGAAGAAGGAUUCAAGCUCCAAUCACGUGUACAACUUCACACCUUGUGAUCAUCCUAAUCAGCCUUGUGAUCAGAUGUGUCCUUGUAUUGGGGCACAGAAUUUCUGCGAGAAGUUCUGCCAAUGUAGUUCUGACUGCCAAAAUCGUUUUCCGGGUUGCCGUUGUAAAGCUCAGUGCAACACAAAACAAUGUCCCUGCUAUCUUGCUGUGCGAGAAUGUGAUCCAGAUCUGUGUCAGACAUGUGGAGCCGAUCAAUUUGAUAUAUCAAAGAUUUCAUGUAAGAAUGUUAGUGUCCAGAGAGGUUUACAUAAACACCUGCUUAUGGCACCUUCUGAUGUCGCUGGUUGGGGAAUAUUUCUUAAAGACAGUGCCCAAAAGAAUGAAUUCAUCUCAGAAUACUGUGGAGAGAUUAUCUCACAAGAUGAAGCUGACAGAAGAGGAAAAGUUUAUGACAAAUACAUGUGUAGUUUUCUGUUUAAUCUCAACAAUGAUUUUGUUGUUGAUGCUACUCGCAAAGGAAAUAAAAUCCGUUUUGCUAACCAUUCCAUCAAUCCAAAUUGUUAUGCCAAAGUAAUGAUGGUCAAUGGUGAUCACCGAAUAGGAAUAUUUGCCAAACGAGCUAUCCAACCAGGAGAAGAGUUAUUUUUUGAUUAUAGAUAUGGUCCUACAGAACAGCUGAAGUUUGUUGGUAUUGAACGUGAAAUGGAAUUUUUGUAGAGGACAUAAGAGUGUCUUAAGUUUCAAACUUGCAUUUUCUUUCAUGACAUUAUCCUGUUAUAACAUACAUAUAAAUGUAAGAUUGUAUCUCUAUAUAGUGCGAAUCAUUUCAGGUAAAAAAAUCACACCAGCAUUCCCUCCAUCCUUUUUUGUUACACACAACAUGUCUCCUAGCUCCUAAGAGCAUUGAGCACACCGUGGAGUAAUCCUCCGUUAAUUACUACUGUAGUAGUAAACCUCCUUUAUUUACUACUAUAGGAGUAAUCCUCCUUUAUUAUACACCCUGCACUUUCUAGGGACUACUGGGUAGUCAAGUCAUGUCAGUUGCAGUCAAGUCAGGGAAUCGCCAAUAGGUAUCGGCCAGAAUUGGUAAGGAAUAAAGAUAAGGGUAAGGUUUAGGACGCUUCACUGGGGUUGGACUAGCCCCUGUGAAGUAUGCUAGCUAGUUUUGCCAUAAUAAAUUUCACAUGAGGUUCUAUGGGGAUUCUAUGGUAACCGAACCCAGAACCUCAGUGGUGAAAGGCAACCUACUUCACCACUGAGCCACGAGAGCAUCUUCGAAGCAGCAAAAUAUUACUAACAAUUCUUUUCCUGUGGAGACUCCAGAAUUUUCAUUCUCAUUUCAAUUUGCAAUUCUCUCAAAGGAACGGUGAGUGGAUUUCCAACUCAACUGACCAAUGAACUUUGCUGUACUCCUAGCAGAUCGUUUGCAAAGUGGGGCAAUUGUAAAGGUGUGCUGCGUUUCUUAAUAUCCUCAACCCAUGUGACCCUCACAGGGUUGGUGUAAUAUUCAUACCAAUUCUCUUGUUUCUCAAAUUUGCAUUUUUUGCCAUUUGCAUUAGAAAAAAGUGGAUUUUUUCUUUGAUACAUAGAAGUUCACUUAGUGCUUUGACUUGUUAAAAGAAAAAGAACAAGAGGAAUUUUCUAGAAACUUGCAUAGUAGCAAAUCAUUUCCAAGUAAAAUGAUAUCAAAAACAAUUGUUAAUCUAAUUGAAAAAAAAAAAAAAAAAAUGUUGGUGUUUUUUUUUUACCUCCUGAAAUGUCGUGCCCUGUGAACAAGAAAUGUAAAUAAGGAAUAAUAUGUGCUUUGAGGAAGGAAUUUCACCAGUUAGUUUCUUAAUGAAAGUAGUCCAAACAUUUGAAUUUUUAUUUACAUAAUGUCAAAGAAGUGAUUCUUAUAUACUUGAGACUAGGCACAGUCAAAUUUACAUGCUGACUAAAAUAUGUUGUAGGUUACCAAAUAAUUAAAGAUUUUUUCUAUCCUAUAUAUUUAAAAGUCCGUAAAUGUGUAAUUUAUUGAACGCUGUAGUCCUCUCAGAGGCCAUGUUCAUUGACUUUUAGAUUUAGGCAUAGGUUUCAUUGUGUUGAACUAAGAUAUAUGGAAAAAAUUGAGGAUGAGGAGAGAAAGAAUAACAUAAAUUCAGGAAGACCUAAAAAGAAAUAUAAAGGAGGAAAAAAAAAAAUGAAUGUGAGAUGAUGAGGGGAAAAGGGAAGGAGAAAGGUUUGGGAAUUUAAUUUCUUUUUUGAAUUUCAAUGUUCUAAAUGUUUAUCUUGGCAUUUUGCUUUUUUCUAGAAGGUUUGCCAUUGCUCUCAGUUGGGAGUAAUAAUGUGGGUGUUAUCUAAUAUAGAAAGUGAACUUUUUCACGUUCAUUUACAAUAAAACUUUCAUUAUUCAGAGUAAUGACAGGUGUUGCAUGGCAAAUUGAUAUCCAGGGAUUUGGUUCAUUAGAAGAUAAACUGAGAAGAAAUAUAUAAAAAUAUUAUAUAUUAUAAUUUACAGUGUACAUAUUAAAUAAUUACAUCAAUUUGUAGAUGUUACAAUUUUAUUUACAAAUGACAAACAAACAAUUUUAAUUACAAAUAACAGUUUCUUUUUUUGUUUGUGUUUAAUAUUUCUUUCCCAAGGGCUGACUUUAUUUUCUGUGAUCAAUUCAUAAAUCAUUCCCAAAUCUAGUGAUUAAGUUAAUUAUUUUAUCCUGAAGUGACGGGUUAAUAUCCUUUCACUGACAUCAUUGUUUUAAACAAUUCAACAUUCAUUUAAACUAUUUCAUUAUGUGACAUCCUAAAUAAUGGAAGUUCUAUUGUAUUCAGUAUUGUAACAAUUUCUGUAUUUGGUAUUGUUGCAUUUCUGUGAGGACACUUUCAUGUUCACUUCUUUAAAGGUUUAAAUUUUUUUGGCACUAGUAGUAGAGGGUUGUGCCCAAAAGAUGUUUGUUGUGUUCGCUGGUGAAUCCUCAUUAUUGAAAAGCAAGGAAAUCUUGUUUUGAGGUGCUCAAUACAGUAAGCAUUGGUGUUGCAUUUGUCACACAUUUUAUGUAAAUUGUAAGCAAUAUGUUUUAUGAUAUUUUAAGUGCUGUAAUGUACAUGUAAUUAAAUUCUUUUAUUGCAUACAUGAAAGAUUUUUAGUAAAGUUUAAAUGAUAGUGACUAUUGUAUUAUUUACCUACCUUAAUCUGUGUAGUCUAUCCGUAUUAUUGUAUUUUGGUGCAGUUUAAUUGAAGGGAAGAACUCGUUUGUUGUAUCUUUUGUUCUAAGCGUGCCUCAUGACUGAAACGUUUUGUAUGUCUUCUAAUUAUUGAGAGUUUUGUUUAAAUGAAAUAUGUUCU